AUGGUUGAAGAUUCUAGAGUCAGAGAUGCCAUGAGAAAUGGUGAAGAAAAGGCGCUGCCAGCCUCAUUAGUGCCUCAAACGCCAGCUACAUUAACAUCAAAGGAUAAGAUUACGCAAAGAGUCAUUGUUGUUUUGGCCAUGGCUUCCCUGGAGUCACAUAAGAUAUCUUCUUCGCAUGCAGGGGAGGACAAAUACGCUCUUUUGAAUUGUGAUGAUCACCAAGGUAUAUUGAAAAGGAUGGGGAGAGAUAUCAGUGAGGCCAGACCUGACAUUACUCAUCAAUGUCUAUUGACAUUAUUGGACUCCCCCAUCAACAAGGCCGGGAAAUUACAAGUUUACAUCCAAACCAGCCGAGGCAUUCUUAUUGAAGUGAACCCUACUGUACGUAUACCUAGAACGUUUAAGAGAUUUUCCGGGUUGAUGGUUCAGUUGUUACAUAAAUUAUCCAUUAGAUCUGUGAAUUCCGAGGAGAAGUUGUUGAAGGUUAUCAAGAACCCAAUUACUGAUCAUUUACCUACGAAGUGUCGUAAAGUGACCUUAUCAUUCGAUGCUCCAGUGGUCCGAGUACAGGAUUAUAUCGCCAAAUUAGACGAUGACGAGAGUAUUUGUCUAUUUGUGGGUGCUAUGGCAAGAGGUAAAGAUAAUUUUGCUGAUGAAUGGGUCGAUGAGAAAAUUGGGUUAUCCAAUUAUCCAUUAUCUGCAUCGGUGGCAUGUUCGAAGUUCUGUCAUGGUGCGGAAGAUGCCUGGGGUAUUUUGUGA
Naumovozyma castellii is the source of this 759-nucleotide messenger RNA. RefSeq names its product 18S rRNA pseudouridine methyltransferase (gene EMG1). Lineage: Eukaryota; Fungi; Ascomycota; Saccharomycetes; Saccharomycetales; Saccharomycetaceae. The record is from RefSeq and is a predicted model, not a curated record. The coding region runs from base 1 to 759 and encodes 252 amino acids. The transcript has a single exon.